AUGACUGAACCCCUGACGCGUCAACCACAACCACAGGUUGUCGUUGUUCAAGCAAAGACAUCAGGACGAAAAGCCAGGAAUUGGCACAUCGGUUUGUUGCAAUGCUGUGACAAUAAGAGGAUAUGUUUGUGUGGUGCAUUCUGUUACCCGUGUCUGCUUGCGAGAACCGCCGGGAAACUGGGAGAAGCUUGUUGUCUGCCGAUGAUGGCGCCCUGUUGUGUGGGAACGCCGCUACGAAUGAAGUUACGAAUGCUGACCACAACCAAGGGCUCAUUAUUAGGUGACUGCUGUGCCUUCACGUGGUGUGCACCUUGCGCUGCCUGCCAACUGGAGAAGGAAGUCCGAACACUCAACGGUCAGGGAGUAGUCCUGGACAAUUAA
Saccoglossus kowalevskii is the source of this 381-nucleotide messenger RNA. RefSeq names its product cornifelin-like. NCBI's taxonomy places the organism in Eukaryota, Metazoa, Hemichordata, Enteropneusta, Harrimaniidae. The record is from RefSeq and is a predicted model, not a curated record.